GCGCAUUGACCACGUGCGCUCCGCAACGCGUCAUUCUCCCUAUGUAAACAAGAGGGCGGGACUAUGCGAAAUGAGAUCCCGCCCUUUCUCGAAACUCUAAGCGCGACUCCCACGCCAGGUGCAGAACUCCAAAACGGCGGCGGCGUGGGAGAACUUCGGGAUCUUCCUCGUCAUAAAUCACUUUGGGCCGGGUCCCCCCCUACCCUACCCUACCCAGAGCUGGGCUGCUUUGGCGCAAGGUGGAAAAGAGGAGGAAGGGAAGGGGGGAAAGAAAGACCGAGCCUGGGCUCGGGGCCUGGAAGGGCGCGGCGUCCCGUCCCAUCCCUCUGAUCCUGGCGCAAAUCCUCCCGUUUGCACAGCCAACACGUCCGCAUCUUGGAGGAAUCCCGGGCGCGACGUGCCCAGCGCCCGCCCCUGGAGGCAGCCUUGGGAAGGGGAAGGCGCUCCGCUCGCUCCCAACAGGCCGCCCCCGGCCUGAGCGGGGGACCCACGUGCUCUUGUAGCCCCGCAGCCAGCUCGGCGCGCAGUUUCUAGCUAGGCUGCAAAGCUCACCGUCAUCCCUGCUCUGCCCUGGCAAGGAGCCGAUCGCUGCUCUCUCUACCUCCCUCUCCGCCGCUCGAGGCAGAGUUGCCGCUGGAUCCACUGAGUUGGCUUCCCUGCCACCAGCUCCUGGAGACGCCGGCCACCGACGCUUCUUCUGCGCCACCGUCCCACGAAGGGGGUCUGGCGGCUGGCCGGAGGUGGGGGGCCGUUGCGAUCGUGGGCUUGGCGACGCCGGAGAAUCGCCCCCUAUAAAGCGACCUCCCUUGGCAAGGUCACCCGAGGGGAAGAAGAAGAAGGCGCUUUUCUUCGCAGCGCCCGCGCGCGCCCUUGCCGUCUCUUCGGAAAGCGCCAAGGCGACGCGGCUGGCCCGGGGCGCGCAGACGCGGGUUCCUACUGCCCCCUAAAGCGGUCGGGGCGCGUUCCCCACGCCUUUCGGCUGCAGAGCUUUCCCGCGAAGUUGUGGCCCCUGCGGCGCGCCGGCUUCCGCCGCUUCUCCUCCCUUUUGCAGGCUCAUCUGGGCUUGCAACGCGAGAGGGGGAUCCUCGACCGACCCGCCGCUGGAUCGCGACUUUUCUUGCUCCUGCAAGCAUCGCCCCCCCCAAACACCACUACCACGCAUGAAACCUUUUGGCGCUCGAUGGUUUUAAUCCCGCAGGAUUUGCAAGCCGGGAGGGGGCUUCCUCCGGCCUCAUGAGGAAGCAGCAGCAGCAGGGAAGCCCCCCACUUCCAUGACCAGGAGGAGGAGACACCUCUCCUCCAUCCGAGGGAUGAGCGCGAUGUCUGCGACGCUGCCACAGAAGAAGGGCAGGCGCCUCCCCGCGUGGCGUGGCGCGGCUCCUAGUGGGACUAAGGCGGCAGCAGCAGCAGCGGGAGCUCAAUGACCAAAAGGGGCUGAGGAAGAGUAACCGGGAGGGCUCGCGGGUGAGCGCUCACCUCGCGUGGACUAGCAGGGCAGGAGGCGCAAAAGUUUGGCCAAGUUUAGGGCGCGCGCCUAAAAGGUUUCGAAAGGUCCGCCUCCCCUUGGCCUGUGCAGUUGGAUCGAAGCUACAUCAGCGCCAGCAUGCCAGCUGGAGGACGCCUCUGGUCUCUCCAGGGAUAUUUCCCUUAAGGGGGGGGGGGCAAAAAAAAAUACUACCCACGCAACAACACCCACCCGGUCUCUGGCUGCAGGAGCCAGCAUGGAAGAGGAAGGGGCCAUGCUGUAUCGGCGGCUUUGAAAGUUUGCCAAACACCUCCGAGGUUGCUUUUCUUCCUCCAGCCCCCACCCCCCCUCGCCGAAAGAGGAGCGACUGAGAGGAAGGGCAGAGAGAGGGGGCCAGAUCGGAGGUGGGGGGGGGGGGUCGACCAGGGAGUUGGCUGCUUCCAAGCAUGGGAGACAGGUUGCCGGAGCCAAGCCGUGCAAACCCUUCUCCCGCGGUGGCCGCCUGCUCGGAAGCAGAAGCGAUCGAGGUCCUGGAAUCCGAGGAUGUCCUGCCUAUGGCUACGGAGGACAACCAUAGAGUUGGAAGGAACCAAAGUCCAUCUACUCCAACCUGCUGCCCAAAGGCAAAGCUGCCAAGCCACCAACCCCCCACAGAUCAACCUCUGCUGUCCAGGACACAGUGUGACUCAAUCAGAGGGCAGAAGCAUGUGAGAAAGCACUGGAAAGCUCUGUUUGAUCAGUUUGACCCUGAAAACACUGGCUACAUCAGCACUGAGAAAUUUCGAAACCUCCUCCAAAGGCAUGGCUCUGAGCUAGAUCCACACAAACUAGAAGUUCUUUUGGCCUUGGCAGACAACAAUUCUGACGGGAAGAUCUGCUACCAAGAUUUCGUCAACUUGAUGAGUAACAAAAGGUCCAACAGCUUUCGCCAAGCCAUCUUGCAAGGGAACCGGAGGCUGUGCAGCAAGGCCCUGCUGGAGGAGACGGGACUGAGCCUUUCCCAGCGGCUGAUCCGCCACGUUGCGUAUGAGACUCUGCCCCGUGAGAUCGAUCGGAAGUGGUAUUACGACAGCUACACCUGCUGCCCCCCGCCUUGGUUCAUGAUUGCCAUCACCAUUGUAGAGGUUGCCUUCUUUCUUUACAAUGGAGUGGUACUAGAUAGGUUUGUGCUGCAAGUCACCCAUCCUUUAUAUUUGAAGAACUCAUUGUUAUAUCAUCCUCAGCUCCGUGCCCAGGCCUGGAGGUACCUCACCUACAUAUUCAUGCAUGCAGGGAUAGAGCACCUUGGACUCAAUGUUGUCCUUCAGCUUCUAGUUGGAGUCCCCCUUGAAAUGGUACAUGGUGCUGCAAGGAUCGGGUUUGUCUACAUUGCUGGAGUUGUAGCAGGUUCCUUAGCAGUGUCUAUUGCUGAUAUGACUGCACCAGUCGUGGGCUCAUCUGGAGGCGUGUACGCCCUGAUAUCUGCUCACCUAGCCAACAUAGUAAUGAACUGGUCUGGAAUGAAGUGCCAAUUCAAGCUGUUGCGCAUGGCUGUUGCCUUGAUCUGUAUGAGCUUUGAAUUUGGAAGAGCUGUGUGGCUGAGGUUCUACCCAUCCGCUUACCCUCCAUGCCCACACCCAAGUUUUGUCGCCCACCUUGGGGGCGUUGCUGUCGGAAUCACCCUAGGCGUAGUCAUCCUAAGGAACUAUGAGCAGAGACUCCAAGACCAGUCCUUAUGGUGGAUCUUCGUCUCCAUGUACGUGGUGUUUGUUCUCUUUGCCAUCUUCUGGAACAUUUUCGCCUAUAGCCUGUUGGACCUGAAACUACCUCCACCUCCUUGAGAUCCUGGGUCGAGGGACUCUCAAGGACAAAUGGAUAACUUCCCAUCUGCCAGCUCCAUUUCAAGGGCGGGGUGGGGUGGGGUGAGGUGGGGCGGGAUUGAAACGGAGGGUUUAUUUUUGUACGAAUAUCACAGGAUAUAAGCAAAUCCAUCUUCUGAAAUGGCACAAGUUGAGGGGGAAACUAUAUGCUGCAUGGCUAGGAUGUGACCAUAUUAUUGGAAAACAAUGGCCUAAGCAGGGACUGGCCAAUAGAAACUUGUUUGGAAGGAGAUUUGGGCAUGGAGAUUUGCAGGUAUCGCCGUAGUCCAUAAGGACCAGGCCUUGUAUCCAUUGAUCAUGCAAGUAGCUUGGUGUUGCUUUCAUGAUAAAAAGGCUGACAAUUCAGCCCUAUAUUUGUAUAACAGGACACUUAACACCACAUACUGGUGAAUGCUAAUGCACAUAGUGAAAUUUUGUUUGGGUUGCCUACAUUUUUCCAGGUUAAUCUUCUACCAUACUCACAAUUUACAAGAGCCAUCCAUCAGGCCAUGAGGGAAAAGCUCUUCCUUCCUUUAACUAAAAGGGCACUCAGCCAAGGGUGCUUGGCUUGACGGGUCAGGCUGUUCUUCAGUGCCACUGCUGAUGCCCAGUAAACCUGGACAGAUCCUCAAGUCUGCUGCCUUGUUAAGAGGCGCAGGUCUUACAGAAAUCUUCCAAGGGGUUCAGCGCAUAUGGGUUCACAACUUGCCAGUGGUAGAGGCCACUUCUCAACUAAAGGACAAACCAAAUUGCACAGAAAGAUUUGAAAGUGCUUUAACCUGGUUGCUAAAUACAACUGCAUAUUUAAUUAGAUAUUCAUAGUUUGUGACUGGGUUUUAAUUCUUGAAUACUUUGCAGACCACUUGAAUAUUUUGUAAUUUUUUUUGUGGACAAUCAUGCUAUUUUCUUCUGGUUUCUUAUUUUCUUCCUUGGUCCUACACAUUCUUU
This is a messenger RNA of Podarcis raffonei (Aeolian wall lizard), 4251 nucleotides long. RefSeq names its product rhomboid like 3 (gene RHBDL3). Bases 1912 to 3285 code for a protein of 457 amino acids. Gene Ontology annotation, cellular component: membrane. NCBI's taxonomy places the organism in Eukaryota, Metazoa, Chordata, Lepidosauria, Squamata, Lacertidae. The transcript has 10 exons. Gene Ontology annotation, molecular function: serine-type endopeptidase activity; calcium ion binding. The record is from RefSeq and is a predicted model, not a curated record.